Messenger RNA from Asparagus officinalis (garden asparagus), 1769 nucleotides. Its product is annotated as U4/U6 small nuclear ribonucleoprotein PRP4-like protein. Gene Ontology annotation, biological process: mRNA splicing, via spliceosome. Gene Ontology annotation, molecular function: U6 snRNA binding; protein binding; U4 snRNA binding. The record is from RefSeq and is a predicted model, not a curated record. The coding region runs from base 1 to 1155 and encodes 384 amino acids. Gene Ontology annotation, cellular component: U4/U6 x U5 tri-snRNP complex. NCBI's taxonomy places the organism in Eukaryota, Viridiplantae, Streptophyta, Magnoliopsida, Asparagales, Asparagaceae. The transcript has 6 exons.
AUGUAUAAUUGUAUAUUGGGAGAGGCGGAGAGGGAUGAGGUUGAGGAUGAGGGAGUGGAGGUUUCGUACCCGUUUUAUACGGAGGGGUUGAAGGAGUUAGCCGAGGCGAGGAGGGAGAUUGCAAGGUUUUCAGUGGGCAGGGCGAGGGUGAGGAUUGGACGGGCGAGGAGGAGGAGGGAGGAUCCCGAUGAGGAUGAGGAAGGGGAGGCGAAGGAGGCGUGUAGGGCUGCUGGGGAGUUUGUGCUUGAGUGUAGCGAGAUUGGGGAUGAUAGGCCGCUUUCGGGGUGCUCUUUUUCGAGGGAUGGGUUGAUGCUGGCUACAUGUUCUUGGAGUGGGAUCGCUAAAAUAUGGAGCAUGCCACAAGUAAAAAGGACUGCAACACUUAAAGGUCACAGAGAGCGUGCUACUGAUAUAGUAUUUUCUCCUGUUGAUGACCUCUUAGUAACUGCAUCCGCAGAUAGAACUGCAAAGUUAUGGAAGCCUGAUGGGUCCCUAUUGAAGUCAUUUGAUGGCCAUCUUGAUCGGCUUGCUCGUGUUGCAUUCCAUCCAUCAGGUAAAUACCUGGGAACUGCUAGUUUUGAUAAGACGUGGAGACUUUGGGACAUCAAUACUGGGUUGGAAUUGCUCCUCCAAGAGGGUCAUAGUAGAAGCGUGUAUGGAAUAAGCUUUCAUCCAGAUGGAUCUUUAGCUGCAUCAUGUGGCCUUGAUGCACUUACUCGUGUCUGGGAUCUUCGCACAGGAAGAAGCAUUCUUGCCUUGGAAGGCCAUGUCAAGCCGGUCCUUGGAGUCAGCUUCUCCCCCAACGGCUAUCGCUUAGCCACUGGAAGUGAAGACAAUACAUGUAGAAUAUGGGAUUUGAGAAAGAGGAAGUGUGAGUACACUAUACCGGCUCACUCCCACCUUAUCUCUCAAGUGAAAUACGAACCUCAGGAGGGAUACUUUCUUGCAACUGCUUCCUAUGAUAUGAAAGCAAUGGUGUGGUCUGGGCAAGAUUUCAAGCCUGUCAAAACUUUGGUCGGGCAUGAAGCCAAAGUUACAGGUUUAGAUAUUAGAGCAGAUGGGCAGCAAAUAGCAACUGUUGCUUAUGAUCGCACAAUCAAGAUUUGGUCAAGUAGAAGCAGUGGAAAUGAGAAGAAUUCAAUGGACAUUGACUAGAUGCUUGUCAGGAUUAUGUCUGAUUUCAGUAGGUAAGAGGAGGACUAGAAGUUCAUAAGCCGAAGUUUUGUUGACGCAGAUGCAAAGAAAUCUAAUGUUGUAUGUGAUUUAGUCAUUAAGAUGCUCUCUACUCAUGAAUUAGCAGAGGGAAUUAGCGGAGGGAACUAGAUCAUUCUCCUUUUCCUCUCUCUCUCUCUCUCUCUCUCUCUCUCAGUGUCUGAAUUUGCAAUUUGAUUCAAUUUCAUCUGAAUAUUAAAACAGCUUUACUUUUGGGUAGGUAUCUAUUGUUGAUCUGUAUUCCGGUGGAAUUUAUUGACUACAAAGAGGGAUGCGUUUAGUUUGGAACAAUGGACUUCACUGAAUGUUUGAUCAAUUAAUUAGUUGUAGUCAUAUUUCACGAUGUAUAUUCACAAAAGUUAUUUCAGUUGUAAUCAUGGGUAGAUGCAAAAACUACCUCUCAAAUCUCAGUAAUGUAAGGGAUCGAGUGCAAAUCUCUGUUAUUGUGGGCUCUUCUAAUCUCAUGGAUUGCGGUAUGUAUUGUAAGUCUUGAAAAACUAAGAACUCGCUUGGUAUUAUAAUGGGAAAAUGAGAAUAGCCAAAAGAAAAAUUGUUGA